This is a messenger RNA of Odontomachus brunneus, 2853 nucleotides long. RefSeq lists its product as uncharacterized. The transcript has 2 exons. The coding region runs from base 1484 to 2815 and encodes 443 amino acids. Gene Ontology annotation, cellular component: extrinsic component of mitochondrial inner membrane. The record is from RefSeq and is a predicted model, not a curated record. NCBI's taxonomy places the organism in Eukaryota, Metazoa, Arthropoda, Insecta, Hymenoptera, Formicidae.
CUAAAUAAUACAUCUCAUAUUCUCGAUAUUCUGUACGCGCUCUCUAUGACCGAAAUCCGAUCUUCGGUAAAAAACGAUUAUUAACAGAAAGAUAUUUUGGUACAGUCGUUCAAAUAACAUUAGUUUUAUUGCAUAUGCAUUAAUUGAUCUUGGGAAUCAGUACGCAAUAAACGAAUUUCACAAGAAUUCCUGUUUUUCAAAAUCUAAUUUAUUGCAAACGAGCAAUUAAAAAAAUUGUACCGAUUAAGUUGAAAGGAAUAAACAUAAUAAAAAAUUUUACCUAACUGAUUUAAUUAAAAUUGCAGUUGGAAACCAUGAUGAAAAAAGAGGACAAAGCUCAAUUAUUGUCACUGUAUGGAUUUAUCGUCGAAGCAAUCUGGUCUUCAUCAAAAACAGAAAAGCAAUAGGUCUCAAAUUUUUGACUGAUAUCUUGCAAACGUUAAAUUUAAUAUAAUAUCACAUGUGAACAGGAUCCGAUUGCUCUUAGCCCAUUUGCGUAUUCGCAAAUAUAACGCUAUCUAAAUAUUUUUCCAUCAAAUAUUACAGGACGAAUCAAUCUAAUGACACAGCAACGUAUUGAAAGAAAGGAAGAAAGAAGUUAAAUUAUGAUAAAAUAUUACACGUAAUGUUUUAUACUAUUAAGCAUAUUAUGCUUUAAAAACAAUAUUUUAUACUAAUAGAGAAAAAGUAUAUUUAAAGAACAGAAGUAUAUUUACGGAACAGAAUAUCAGAACGAUUCUCAGUUACAAUAUCUGAUGGUAUGUUAAAAAUGAAAAUAUGGGUACAUUAAAUAUAUAAAAUAAAAAUUGGUAUUAAAAUUAUUUAACCAAGUAAGUAAAUUUUAGAAGAAGAAAGUCAGUACUUUUCGAUAAAAUUUUUAAGUAUAGCAUUCCCUUCAAUACUACGACUUGUGUCUGCAUUGCGCGAGUGCUUGUAUACUGCAAACGGAAGUUCAAAAUGUAAAAUUAAACGGAAUUUUAAAAUAUAAUUUAUAACUGAAUUUUUCAAAACUUAAUUUAAAUAUUCAUAUAAAAUAGAAUUAUUACUUUGAUAACAUUAAUUAAUUAAUUAAUAUAUAUGCACCACCUUAUUUAUAUAAGUUAAUAGUAUAUAUUUUUAUGUAAUUAUAUUUAAUAUCAACUAUUUAUUAUUAACUUAUUAUAUAUAUGUGUCGUACGGAUGAUAGCUGAAUAGUUGACGUACAGUUUAUAAUAUUCGCAAGGUACACAUGUACACAUUUUAUUUGCUAAUGGCUAUUCAAAACUCGUUAUUUCGCCAGUUAUAAGAUACAUUGUCAACAAAUCGUCAAGAAUAUUCAAGAACAUAUUCAAAUCUAUCAGUAGUGUCCUUCGGGCUAUCAUCAACUGAACAUCUAAACUGAAUUCGUGUACAGAAUUAUCAUAUUCGCUCAAAUAUCCAACAUUAUUUCUAAGUGAAUAUAACGAUUAAAGUAUUUGACAACUGUAAAUUACAUUAGUAAAUCAUGUAUAUAAGUCACCGCUUGUGCGUAUUCGAUAAAUUAUACACAGAAGAUAAUUAUAAUGAGUUUUUCAAUCCGAAUAUCUGUCAUGUCUGCAAGAAGCCAAGUCAAGACAAAUUAAUACCAUGUGGUUCGUGCGACAUGGUCUUUUAUUGUUCCACGGAGCAUCAAAUAAUGCAUCAAAGCUCGCAUAUGGAAGUCUGUGCAGUUAUUCCAUUUGCAAGAACAGAAGACUUGGAAUUGAACGCUCAUCCUUUUAACUCAGAUGAUGAAUGGAGGUCAUUUCGAAAGACAUUUAUGCAAGGAAUUCGAAUGAAAAUAACACGUGAUCUAAUGCCGUACGAGAAAGAGAUGAUAAUGUGCGCAAAAUCAUGUCUCAUUUGUCAUCAACAGAUUAGUCUGCAAACUUGCAGGACCUGCUUUUCCGCCAAUUAUUGUGACGUGCACCAAUUGAAUUUUGUAAAAAAACAUAAGCCAAUGUGCUUGAAUUUAUUGAUACAUCUGAAUUUGAAUAUCUUACGUAUAAAUAAUUUUAUAAAAUCGUAUUCACAUUAUAUAAAAUUUUCCAAAAUAAAAAUAGAUUUUGAUAACAUGUUUACAUUUAUUAAUCAAUACAUUGUUAGCCAAUAUAAACUGUCGAAAAUUUGGGAUGCGAAUUGUUACAUAUUGUCGAAUUAUAUAUCAGCGCCACUGACACUAUAUUACGGGUUAAAGGAAUUCGCAAAUUUAUUUGAAGAAACACAGAUUUAUAGACAUGAAUAUUUUGUUAACCGAAGUGGACUCUACGGAAGUUAUCUCUUUAUUGUACAUAUCAUAAAUGCGAGUUCAGCGGAUGUAGCGGGCUUACCAUUAUGGGAGAUUUUCUUACAUAUUUGCCAUGAAUUUAAUUCGUUUAAGAAAAUUAGGGAAUUAAGAGUUAUAGUGGUUCAACCAGAAACGGAUUGUAACAGGAAUGAAUACUACAAUGUUUGCAGCAUUUGCGUUUUUGCAAACAGAAAACUAUACCUUGGGAAUGCACGUGUGUCAUAUGACGAUUAUAUUCGCACACAAUUAUAUAAGGAAGCAAAUAUCAUAAUUGCAUUUCAAGCAGAAUUUGAUGCGGGGAGUGCACCGUUUGAAAUUUUCCGCGCAACACAAGAUCGUAAAUGUCCGUUUUUUUUCACCACUGCGUCACAGAAUGAAGCAGAAGAGGGCAUAAUGAAGUUACAUGAAGUAAUGAAUGUUCCUAGAGAACAUCGUUCUGUAGAAAAUAAAUUUCGUAGUUAUAGACCUUUCAGAAAUUACGGGACAGGUGAAAUUUAUUAUCGUAAUGCUUAUUUAGUUGUGUCCUCAUGAACUUAAAUAAUACAAGCGAGAUAUUUAGUUAAUAUAUA